GUGGAAGUAUUUCUGUCAGCUUUGAACAUCUUCCUUGCUAUCACAGCUUCUCUUGGCAAUGCCUUGAUCCUGAAUGCUCUCCCCAAAGUAACUUCUCUUCACUCACCAACAAAACUGCUAUUUGGAAACUUAGCUGUGACUGAUCUCUGCGUUGGACUUAUAUCACAGCCUCUUUUCGUAACAAUUCGGCUUAGCGCCGUUAUAAAGAUGAACUUAGAUAUCCAGUACUAUCUUAUGAACAUUGCAAAUGCCUUCGAUUUCAUUUUGUGUGGAGUUUCCAUCCUCACCUUAAGUGAAAUAAGUGUCGAUAGACUUCUUGCUCUUUUACUGGGAAUAAGAUACAGAACGAUUGUAAAUUUAAAGCACACUCGAGCUCUUCUGUCAUGUUUUUGGUUAAGUGGGAUUUCUGGUGUAUUACUGAGCUUGUUUACGAGCUUUAGUGUCGCUUCUAUAGUAGGCGUCAUUUUUGUAAUCAUUUCUACAGUCAUCUCGAUUUUUUGUUACACGAAGAUCUUUAUGACACUCAGACAAAACGAAACUCAAGUACAAAACCUAGGCCAGAGACGAGAGGGAAUGCCAUCUCAUAUAGGGAGAUACAAAAAGACAGUUUGGAGCAUUGCUUGCGUGCAGUUGGCAUUAAUCGCGUGUUAUAUUCCUUUUAUUAUCUGUGCUAUAGUGAUGAAGAUAAAGGAUUUGAGUGGUACGACAGCGAACACUAUUUGGAUUCAGUCUGAUUUACGUAAACUCUUCAUUGAACCCAAUUCUCUACUGUUGGCGGAUCAAAGACGCUAGACAAGAAGUGAAGGCCACGAUCAGACGGUUUUGUUGCCGCUCAAGUUAAGUUAGACAGAUAGAACGACAGUUUGUCACGAAUAUUGCUCUUUUAGGUCAUUUCUGUGCUGACCUUAUCGCUAAGUGCCUUUAACCAUAUCCAAAAUAUUCCAUUAGAGCCGGAUUUAAUUUAGAGAUGUCAAGUAUAUUUCAUUGGCAAGCACUAACCAUAUAAAAUAUUUAUUCGAUUGACCCCCCGGGGCGCUUAAAUUCGAGGUGGGCGCUUAUUCGAGGCUGGGCGGUUUUUAAAUUUUCACUGUUUUCAGCAAGUGUAGUUUGUUUAUUUCGCAACAAAACAAUAAGUGGUAAUAACGAAACGCGAAGAUGUAACAAAGGAAGGUUUCUGUAAACUACCCCUACUCUGAAUAAAAAUCCUUCUUCGGGGAAGUCUCUUUAUAUUAGUACUUAGUAAGUUUCAGUCUCAUUGUCACCCAAGUGGGUGGGGUAGGGGUGGGCGCUUAUUCGAGGUUAGCCGCUUGUUAACUUUUACUACCUUCAGGAUGGGCGCUUAUUCGAGGUGGGUGCCAAUUCGAGGUUGGGCGCUUAUUCGAAUAAAUACGGUAGUUGUUUGGUGGUUUCUGCAGGCAUAGCUUUAAAACAUGAAAAAUUUGGCCCAACAUUUUCAUGUUUCAACCCAUCUCCAUCCUUGUCAUCCGUUGAAACAGUCGGCAUCAAACACUUUCGGAUCCUUUUACGUUUCUGUGAAACUGCUCACCUACCCCUCCCCUAAACCAACAUUAACACUUAGGUCUUACUUAGGGCAAAAUGUUGGCUAUGGGAGGGGUAGGUGGGCAGUUGACACAACUUUAAAAAAAAUAUAGAUGGAAAGAGAAUUGAAAAUAUCAUAGGCCUAUCAAUUUUGAGGCUUUUAAUUUCUCAACAGCGAGACUCGCUGACGGUUUAAAUAAUGAAUAAAUACAAUCUGUACACUUUACAAAGGGAAACAUCGCUGACGCGUGUGCCUUAACUGCAAACUAGGAAAUAGGAAAUUUGCAUAUGGUCACCUCUUCAGUGCAAAUCAACGCCCGCCCUGCAGCUAAGCAUUUUCUCUUAUUAUUGCGUAACCGACCUAAAAAACCUAUUCCUGAUCACUUAUAGUUUUUACGUAUAUUUGUUUUAAGCGCGUAGUUGAAUUUAUCAUCAUAGCGCAUGUAGGUUAUCUAACAAAUAGAUGGUUCUCCAGUUCUUAAGAUCUCUUAAUAACUUCCUGUUUAGCUGGUAUUGUUCCCAAAUUAGGAAGUAGGGCAAGGUCGUGCGCCAAGUAAGUAAGCAAUUAAUUGAGGGAAAUUAAGGUCUGUAACCUGACAAAAUGUUAUCGAAGCAAUCCGAGGAAUAUGAAUAGAAUACAGCUGAAUAGAAUACAGUUGACUCCCCAUAAUUCAGUGCAAACUUUAUGAAUUAAGAGUUUAUCAAGACAGCUGGUCAUACCUUCCUUCCUUAGACUAGCCUGCGAGGAUAAGACGUUUGCGUCUUCAUGAGUUAAACUCGAAAACAAUGACAAGUUCUGACGAAGUGAACAUCACAACCACGCUGACCCAAGUAAUCCCACUGCAAACAGACGUGGAAGUAUUUCUGUCAGCUUUGAACAUCUUCCUUGCUAUCACAGCUUCUCUUGGCAAUGCCUUGAUCCUGAAUGCUCUCCCCAAAGUAACUUCUCUUCACUCACCAACAAAACUGCUAUUUGGAAACUUAGCUGUGACUGAUCUCUGCGUUGGACUUAUAUCACAGCCUCUUUUCGUAACAAUUCGGCUUAGCGCCGUUAUAAAGAUGAACUUAGAUAUCCAGUACUAUCUUAUGAACAUUGCAAAUGCCUUCGAUUUCAUUUUGUGUGGAGUUUCCAUCCUCACCUUAAGUGAAAUAAGUGUCGAUAGACUUCUUGCUCUUUUACUGGGAAUAAGAUACAGAACGAUUGUAAAUUUAAAGCACACUCGAGCUCUUCUGUCAUGUUUUUGGUUAAGUGGGAUUUCUGGUGUAUUACUGAGCUUGUUUACGAGCUUUAGUGUCGCUUCUAUAGUAGGCGUCAUUUUUGUAAUCAUUUCUACAGUCAUCUCGAUUUUUUGUUACACGAAGAUCUUUAUGACACUCAGACAAAACGAAACUCAAGUACAAAACCUAGGCCAGAGACGAGAGGGAAUGCCAUCUCAUAUAGGGAGAUACAAAAAGACAGUUUGGAGCAUUGCUUGCGUGCAGUUGGCAUUAAUCGCGUGUUAUAUUCCUUUUAUUAUCUGUGCUAUAGUGAUGAAGAUAAAGGAUUUGAGUGGUACGACAGCGAACACUAUUUGGAUUCAGUCUGAUUUACGUAAACUCUUCAUUGAACCCAAUUCUCUACUGUUGGCGGAUCAAAGACGCUAG
This is a messenger RNA of Porites evermanni, 3183 nucleotides long. NCBI's taxonomy places the organism in Eukaryota, Metazoa, Cnidaria, Anthozoa, Scleractinia, Poritidae. The record is from the annotation of a GenBank genome assembly.